AUGACUGUAUACAGAGGACAAGGUAUGUCAUGUGAACACUUCAAUCAAUUGCAAACUGGUGGUCUUCUAUCAAUGAAUUAUUUUAUGUCUACAAGCACAGAUAAAAAUACAGCACUGAAAUUCAUUGAACAAGCACUAUCAAAAACUAGUGAAAAUCAGGCAGUUCUAUUUGAAAUGAACAUUAAUGUAAAAAAUUCUAUAAAACCAUUUUAUGAUAUAUCACAAUUAAGCUUUUAUAAAGGUGAAAACGAAGUACUAUUUUCAAUGGCGACAGUAUUUCGAAUUAAAUCAAUUCAACAAACAGCAAAUCGAACUUGGUAUAUUCAUUUAAUAUUAGUUGAAGAAGAAGAUACUGAAUUGAAAAUAUUAACAGAACAUAUGAGAAAGGAAAUAGAUACAACAAAUGAUUUACUUGCAUUAGGAACCUUGAUGGCCAAAAUGAGUGAAUAUAAAAAAGCGAAAACAUAUUAUGAAUAUUUACUCAAAGACUUACCGUCAGAUAAGUUACAAGUUCUAGCGCUAUAUCGGAACAUCACUGCAGUCCACAUAAGUCUAGACAACAUCGAUGAGGCAGCGAAAUAUCAGAAUAAAGUAUUUGAAAUUCUAUUAGAAAUCUUGAUGGAAAAUUUCGGGGCCAAUCGUGAUGAAGUUAGGAAUUUUAUCAAGAAAACCAGCAUUGAUAAAAUUUUGGAAAUUGUCCAGGAAGAUAAUCACAAUGAAAUUUUGAAUUCCAUCAAGAAAUCAUUCGAAACUGAGUUAAUACCCUUGCCCGAAAAGAAUCCAGGCAAUGUAGAGUCAUCGAACAAAAUCGAAGGUGAUCAAAUGAUUGAACAACUACUGAAAGUUAUGACAUCCGUUGAUCAAUUACCAAAAGUUGUUCCGUCAUGCAAUAACAUCGCAUCUUUUCUCAACAACCAAGCCGACACUAAUAUCGAUCAACUACUUGAGUUAUCAUUGCAAAUCUUACCUGAAAAUCAUCAAAAACGUGUAACAAUAUACAACCAAAUUGGAAUAGUUCGUCAAAGCCAGGGCAACUAUAUUGAAGCCUUAGAUUAUUUUAAUAAAGCAUUUGAAAUUCAAGUAAAAUUGCUGCCUGAAAAUCAUCCAGAUAUUGUAUGUACAUACAAUAACAUCGGAGAAGUUUAUAGAAGUCAAGAUAACUACAAUAAAGCAUUGGAAUAUUUUAAUAAAGCGCUUGAAAUUCAAGUAAAAUCAUUGACUGAAAAUCAUCAAGACAUUGCAAGAACGCACAAAAACAUCGAAGAAGUUCGCAAAUGUUUAUAA
Messenger RNA from Rotaria sp. Silwood2, 1284 nucleotides. NCBI's taxonomy places the organism in Eukaryota, Metazoa, Rotifera, Eurotatoria, Philodinida, Philodinidae. The record is from the annotation of a GenBank genome assembly.